This is a messenger RNA of Monoraphidium neglectum, 276 nucleotides long. Its product is annotated as glycine hydroxymethyltransferase. The record is from RefSeq and is a predicted model, not a curated record. The transcript has 3 exons. Gene Ontology annotation, biological process: folic acid metabolic process; tetrahydrofolate interconversion; L-serine catabolic process. Bases 1 to 276 code for a protein of 91 amino acids. Gene Ontology annotation, cellular component: cytoplasm. Gene Ontology annotation, molecular function: glycine hydroxymethyltransferase activity; pyridoxal phosphate binding; serine binding. NCBI's taxonomy places the organism in Eukaryota, Viridiplantae, Chlorophyta, Chlorophyceae, Sphaeropleales, Selenastraceae.
AUGGUGCCCGGCGGCCUGCGCAUGGGCAGCCCCGCGCUGACGAGCCGCGGCUUUGUGGAGAAGGACUUUGAGAAGGUCGCAGAGUUUGUGGACCGCGCCGUCAACAUUGCGGUCGCCCUCAAGGCCAAGGCGGGUGCUAAGCUCAAGGACUUCCGGGACUACCUCGACAAGAACCAGGUCCCAGAGAUCGAGGCGCUUCGGGAGGAGGUUGAGGCCUUUGCCAAGACCUUCCCCACUGUCGGCUUUGAGAAGGCGUCCAUGAAGUACACCGAGUGA